Molecule: messenger RNA, 1982 nt
Organism: Copidosoma floridanum
Lineage: Eukaryota; Metazoa; Arthropoda; Insecta; Hymenoptera; Encyrtidae
Gene: TTLL15
Product: tubulin tyrosine ligase-like 15
Biological process (GO): protein modification process
Source: RefSeq, a predicted model, not a curated record
CGCGAGGAAGACACUGCUGCACAACGGUAUUACGUGCUUCAUGUGGUCACUGUACUGCUACGCGGACGUGAGUACAACGACGGCGCGCGACAUGGCACAGUUGCAGCCAAAGAGGAGUCCCACUGCCAAAUCUUCAUUACCGUUUUUGUUGUUUACGUGAUAUUAGAUACGUGCAAUUGAUAAUUGCCAAUUUAGAAUAUAUAUAAAAGAUAUUUGCGCAUAUUUGUAGCUAGAUAUAAUAACAAAUCGUCCAAGAUGAAGGGAACAGAGCGCAACGCGAAGGAACUCAACGGCAAAAAGAGGGACGAAGGAAUAAAGUCAAAGCUCCUGAACACGAAAGUCAAAGUAAUGGGUCAGAUCUUCCUGUGUGCGGUGGUCGGCCCAGCCAUCCUCUACUCGCUUUUCUUCCUCUUCCUGCGCUACCAGUCCCACCUGGCCCGAAACCAAGUGGCACCAACGGCAAAGGAAGCCCCCGUAGGGACCCCGACGGCACCGAGUGUCAAGGAAAAACGGCCCAUCUACUGGGUGUACGGCCUGAACCCGAGCUACGGCCACCUGCGCCACGUCUUCGCCGUCCUCGACCGGCUCGGCUUCGAGCGUGGCAGCAACGACUCCGACUGGGACCUACUCUGGGCCCACGACUACCCCUUCAGGGAUCUCCACUCCUCGCUGAGCCGACUCAAGUCCCACCAGAGGGUCAACCACUUUCCCGGCUGCGGCUACAUCACCAACAAGGUCGAUCUCUCCACGAGCCACGGCAAGUCCAUCCCCGUGGCGUUCAAGGUGCCCGAAGACCGAGAGGCCCUCCUCAGGUACGCCAAGGAGCACCCGAACAAGCGCUUUGUUCAAAAGUCAAACGCCCACCGUGGGAUCAAAAUCAAAAGGGUCGAGGAGCUCAACCUGACAGCCGCCGGUUCGUUCGUUCAGGAGUUCGUGGAGAAGCCCUUCCUGGUGGACGGCUACAAGUUCGACGUCGGCAUUUACACAGUCAUCACUUCGGUCGAUCCGUCGCGGAUCUACGCGUACAAGGGGGACGUGCUAUUUAGGUUUUGUCCCGUCAAGUACCAUCCCUUCGAUCCGGAGAUCGUCGACAAGUACGUGGUGGGCGACGACUACCUGCCGAUCUGGGACGUGCCCUCGCUCAAGAGUUACUACACCAAGCUCGGAUUGUCCAUGAAAGAGUCGUUCGACAGCUACGUCCGCUCCAGGGGUAAGGAUCCCCAGAGGAUGUGGGAGGACUGCUACGAGGCCAUUAACGACGUGGUCUUGCGGAAGGAGGCGCAGAUCCGCGAGGUGGCCAGGAGGUUCGGGAGCGGCAGGAACUUUUUUGAGCUGGUCAGGUUCGACUUUGCCAUAGACGAGGAUCUCAACGUCUUCCUGAUGGAGGCCAACAUGUCGCCGAACCUCUCCUCGGCGCACUUUGCGCCGAAUCAGCUCCUGUACGAGCAGGUUUUGUACAAUUUGUUCGCUCUGGUCGGAGUCGGGCAGAGGGUGCGCAAGGAUUCUCUCCGGCCGAGGAGCCUGGAGGAGCAGGAGAUGAUUGUGGCCGAUAAAAACUUGGCCGUCCUGCCGGAGGUGUGCUCCGAGUGUGACGACUGUUUCAGGGUGGAGUGCCAACUGUGCCGACCUUGUUUCACGGACGAGACGAGACUCACGUUGUCCCAGAGCUACUGGGAGCAUCACAAUAAGAUGGACUACUUGAGGAUUUUUCCGCCAAAGAUCAAGAAAGACAUGGUACUUAAGGAUUACUCGUUGAGAAAUCAACUGCUGAUGAGGUGGUAUCAAGGAAAGUGCGAACUCGAUCCGACAUGGUGCGAAUAAUAUUCGCGAACGCUGAAUAUUUACAGAAGUGAUGUUUUAAUGGUUGCCAAGAGGCUGUUGUAAAAAUUGUUUAGACAAACUCGGUUAUCGAGUUGUAAAGAUAAAUUUAUUCGAUUUACAAAAUGUACAUAUACAUUGACUCAUUGUAAAAUUUUUAUCAA